AUGAAGUUACUCAAGUACUUGUUGUUUGCGAUUCUGUUGGUUUCCCUUAUACCGCGGGAUAUCCUAGCAGUUGAUACGUCCCCUGACGAUACGCCUCCUGACGGUACGCCACCAGCUGAUACUCCCCCUGCUGAUACGCCUCCUGCUGAUACGCCUCCUGCUGAUACGCCUCCUGCUGAUACUCCUCCAGCUGAUACCCCUCCUGCCGAUACUCCUCCUGCCGAUACUCCUCCUGCUGAUACUCCUCCAGCUGAUACCCCUCCUGCCGAUACCCCUCCUGCCGAUACUCCACCCGCUGAUACUCCUCCAGCUGACACUCCACCCGCUGGUACUCCACCCGCUGAAACUACCACAGCAGCUCCCGGUGGUGCAACUACUAAGAAACCCGCUACUACUACAAGGAGGCCCGCUGCCAAUAAGAAGCCUGCCAAUAAGAGACCGGCUAAUAAAAAACCAGCCAAUAAAAAACCAGCCAAUAAAAGACCAGCCAAUAAGAAGCCUGCUAAUAAGAAACCUGUUAGAAAACCUAAGCCGGCAGCUGAUACGCCUCCUGGCGAUACACCUCCUGAUGAUACACCUCCUGGUGAUACACCUCCUGGUGAUACACCUCCUGGCGAUACACCUCCUGGCGAUACACCUCCUGGCGAUACACCUCCUGGCGAUACACCUCCUGGUGAUACACCUCCUGGCGAUACACCUCCUGGCGAUACACCGCCUGCUGAUACGCCUCCUGCUGGUACUCCUCCAGCUGAUACCCCUCCUGCUGAUACUCCUCCUGCCGAUACUCCUCCAGCUGACACUCCCCCCGCUGGCACUCCACCCGCUGGCACUCCACCCGCUGGCACUCCCCCCGCUGAAACUACCACAGCAGCUCCCGGUGGUGCAACUACUAAGAAACCCGCUACUACUACAAGGAGGCCCGCUACUACUACAAGGAGGCCCGCUACUACUACAAGGAGGCCCGCUGCCAAUAAGAAGCCUGCCAAUAAGAGACCGGCUAAUAAAAAACCAGCCAAUAAGAAGCCUGCUAAUAAGAAACCUGUUAGAAAACCUAAGAGGGCCAGGAAUGCCAACAGGGCAUUACCGAAUCGUAUAAAUAUCGUUGAAAUCAAAGAGACUGUAUCACAACAAACAUGA
Messenger RNA from Musca domestica (house fly), 1137 nucleotides. RefSeq lists its product as uncharacterized. The record is from RefSeq and is a predicted model, not a curated record. The transcript has 3 exons. Lineage: Eukaryota; Metazoa; Arthropoda; Insecta; Diptera; Muscidae. Bases 1 to 1137 code for a protein of 378 amino acids.